AUGCUAUGUCUCUUUUUCUCUGCUUACAUUAUGACAGGAUACAGGGAUGAUAUUACACUCUUCCCUCUUCUAUGCAUGUCUCUUUUUCUCCUUACAUCUUCUAUUAAGAUCUCUCUUUCUUCUAUGCCAUGUCUCUUUUUCUCUGACAGACGAUACAUGGAUGAUAUUAAACACACUUCCCCUCUUCUAUGCUAUGAUACAGGGAUGAUAUUAAUCACCUCUUCCCUCUUCUAUGCUAUGUCUCUUUUCUCUGCUUACAUUAUGACAGGAUACAGGGAUGAUAUUAAUCACACUUCCCUCUUCUAUGCUAUGUCUCUUUUCUCUGCUUACAUUAUGACAGGAUACAGGGAUGAUAUUAAUCACACUCUUCCCUCUUCUUCUGUCUCUUUUUCUCACUUACAUUAUGACAGGAUACAGGGAUGUCUCUUUUUCUAUGCUAUGUCUCUUUUCUCUGCUUACAUUAUGACAGGAUACAGGGAUGAUAUUAAUCACACUCUUCCCCUCUUCUAUGCUAUGUCUCUUUUCUCUGCUUACAUUAUGACAGGAUACAGGGAUGAUAUUAAGCACACUCUUCCCUCUUCUAUGCUAUGUCUCUUUUCUCUGCUUACAUUAUGA
Molecule: messenger RNA, 615 nt
Organism: Acanthosepion pharaonis
Lineage: Eukaryota; Metazoa; Mollusca; Cephalopoda; Sepiida; Sepiidae
Source: the annotation of a GenBank genome assembly